Molecule: messenger RNA, 288 nt
Organism: Miscanthus lutarioriparius
Lineage: Eukaryota; Viridiplantae; Streptophyta; Magnoliopsida; Poales; Poaceae
Source: the annotation of a GenBank genome assembly
AUGGCGCAUGGUCGGCCUGUCCACCGGGAGUUCUCCCAACUGUGUCCCUCCGAGCCCGGGAGCCUGCUCGACAGCGUGCGCAACGUCGUCGGCCUCGGAAGUGGCACUUUGCUCUCCGACGACGCCAACAUCUCCGUGCUGCCGCUCGGUGACGGCCGGGUGAUGUGCCUCACGGAGACCACCAAGAGCUCCGUUCUGAUAGACACGGAGACGCUCGAUACCAUCGGCAAGUUCCAUUACACGGACCGGCUAAGGGGCUUGCUACAGACCACGCACCCCCGGUUGUGA